Molecule: messenger RNA, 1836 nt
Organism: Polychytrium aggregatum
Lineage: Eukaryota; Fungi; Chytridiomycota; Chytridiomycetes; Polychytriales
Exons: 6
Coding region: 1-1836 (611 amino acids)
Molecular function (GO): protein binding
Source: RefSeq, a predicted model, not a curated record
AUGCACCGACUAGCACACGGAUGGAUCGGCCUGCUGCUGGGCAUAUCCACAGUUCAUUCCCAUGUCGGCUCUUCCUCUCCUGCCAUCCAGACGGUCGACUACAGCCAGCUCGUCAACAUCACCAUCAGCGACGAUCUCAUCCAGAUUCCGGCAGAGCACCAGACCAUGAUGGGCAUCCAGGCCGAGUUUGGCACUCCGAUCGACUACUCCUCCGUGGGCACAUUCCCACUGAUCGCCAUUGAUUCUGGCGCCUGCUACCCCUUCAACAUCGAUCUGCCGGCCAUCUCCACCCAAAAGGCUAUCCGCUGGGUCGCUCUCGUCGAGAGAGGGUCUUGCUCGUUCGAGGUGAAGGUUUGGAAUCUCCAGAAUGCCGGUUUCUCAGGUGUUCUCAUCUACGACCGCAUGGCCAUUCACCCGUCGGGCAAUAUGAAUGGGCUCCGAGGGCUCAUCCGGAUGAAGUCGCUUGGCAUUGCUGAAGAAAUCCACAUCUGGUCGGCCUUCCUUUCCCACUACCAAGGCACUAUUCUCCGCGAGGCAUACACGGCCGUGCGUCUGCUUGGCGAGUCUGAUGCCUUUCUGAUCGUGAGCAUCAGCCUCGGUCUCCGCCCCGAGUGGGUCCACGAGAACCUGUAUCAGCUCAACCCGCUCACCCACGGCGUCUACGAUCUGCUGAUCAAUUUACUGUUUGAGUUCCUGAUGAGCACCUGGAUCAUGACCUUUCUCUUUGGUCUUGGACUCCUCUGCCGCAACAUGUACUACUAUCGGCGACUGGCGUUUUACGUUUCCAGCGACGUUGUGCCGCCCGUGACAGUGGAGCUGACGAGCCUCGGAAUCCCAGUCAAGGUCCUGACCGAGCAAGAUCUGGGUCUGGCCGCAGAGCAAGCGAAUGGGGCCUCGGCACCGCCUGACGCUGCCUCUGCUCCUGCCACCAAGGUAUCGUCACCAGGCGGAUUCUGCACAGUCGUUCAGGACUCGUGUGUCAUCUGCAUGGACGACUUUGAGUGUGGGAAUCAUGUUCGGAGGCUACCCUGCCACCACAUGUUCCAUGACCAGUGCAUCAGCGAAUGGCUCACUCGACACACUCGGCUGUGUCCGAUCUGCAAGCAAGACAUCAUCAAGCUCUGCGAAAGCAUUGGAGACAAAUGUGGUGGUGACAGUGCGGACUCGGGGACAAUCCCAUUCUCUGCCAUGUACUCGUCCUCCUCGGCUCCGAACCAAUACAUCCCCAGCGAGGUCCGCCGUCUCCUCUCACGGCCCACCUUCAUGGGCAAGAACCACGGAGCGGCGAUCCGCAAGUGGUACGCUGGGGUGUUUUUCUUCUUCGACCCAGCCAAGAUGCUGUCACCUUUCGGAAAGGCGUGCUUUAGCGGCGAUCUGGAGCAGGUUCAUGCGGCUCUCUCUGCCGAGCCAAGUCCAUCCCUGAAUCGCAAGGAAUCCUUCCUCGACUUUUCCUACAUUUCUCUUGCUGUCCUCGGCCACACCAAGGCUCCAGCGCCCGGCCACGCCGCCGUCGUCCAGCUGCUGAUCGAGAAGGGAUGCUCUGUCGAUCUGCCCGAUGCCAGCGGCAAGACUGCCGUCUUUCUUGCCUCGACCAAGAAUCUUGACCUGGAGAUGAUCGAUAUCCUUGCCCAGAGCAACGCCAACCUGAAUCAUCGGGACAAGACAGGCAGCACCCCGCUCUUGGAGGCCAUCAAGCUUGGCAACACUGAGUCGAUUCGGUAUCUUCUGGCUCAUGGUGCCGGUCUGGACGUCGCCGAUGCCGAUAACGUCAGCCCUCGUUCUCUGCUGGACUCGGUUCCAGAGCCAGUCCAGGCGGUGCUGCAGGAGUUUGCCUGA